Molecule: messenger RNA, 1201 nt
Organism: Ananas comosus (pineapple)
Lineage: Eukaryota; Viridiplantae; Streptophyta; Magnoliopsida; Poales; Bromeliaceae
Product: ras-related protein Rab7
Exons: 7
Coding region: 126-743 (205 amino acids)
Cellular component (GO): vacuolar membrane
Molecular function (GO): GTP binding; GTPase activity
Source: RefSeq, a predicted model, not a curated record
GGACUCCCUCCCCUCACCUCAACCCCUCUCUCUCUCUCUCUCUCUCUCGCUCUCUCGCUUUAAUAAAUAACGAAAUCCUUUUUGUAAUUUGUUUCCUUUUUCCUAGCGUGAUCCUUCAUUUCGCCAUGGCGACGAGGAGGCGCACCUUGCUCAAAGUCAUCGUCCUCGGCGAGAGUGGUGUGGGAAAGACGUCGCUGAUGAAUCAAUAUGUACAUAAGAAGUUCAGCCAACAAUACAAAGCUACCAUAGGUGCUGAUUUUGUCACAAAGGAAAUUUUGGUCGACGAUCGACUUGUAACCUUGCAAAUCUGGGAUACAGCAGGACAGGAAAGGUUUCAGAGUCUUGGUGUUGCAUUCUACAGAGGGGCGGAUUGUUGUGUGCUUGUUUAUGAUGUCAACGUGCUCAGGUCUUUUGACACCCUUAACAACUGGCAUGAGGAGUUUCUUAACCAGGCUAGCCCUUCAGAUCCUAAAAAUUUUCCAUUUAUCUUACUUGGAAACAAGGUUGAUGUAGAUGGUGGGAACAGCAGAGUGGUUUCUGAGAAGAAAGCGAAAGAAUGGUGUGCUAACAAGGGCAACAUUCCUUAUUUUGAAACAUCUGCUAAAGAAGAUUACAACGUAGAUGCUGCCUUUCUUUGUGUUGCUAAGCUUGCUUUGGAACAUGAGCGUGAUCAGGACAUAUACUUCCAGACUGUUCCGGACCCUGCCUCAGACACACAGCAGAGGAGCGGUUGCGCCUGCUAGGAGUUGGCGCCUUCUGAACUCUCUCACCCUCUUUUUAUCUGUUGAUUCAUUGGGACAUUCAAUUUUUUUCAAUGAUGACCAAAUGUUGUCGAUAGAUAGCACAUGUACACUAUGCAUUCCCUUCAUCUCACCGACUUUUCUUUGGCGUUUGAGAAGAUAAAAUAACUCGUGGGAUGAAGUUUGGUAUGUGGCGAACUUCUAGUCCGGCGCACAUGUUUGACCUUGUGGGGCGAUUUCAGCGGCUACUUUUCCUAUGGCCAAAUUCUUGUGGGAAGUAUGAUGUCUUUUCUCUUCUUCUCUUAUUUAGUAGGUCCGUAUCUUCUAGUUCUGUAUUCGGCAACAGUUGACGUUUCUGAUGGAGGUCACAGCAGUGUAAUUUUGGAGCUGGUUGUGGUUCUUUCGACCAGUCAUGUUCCUGUUCGUAAGUUACUAACCUUGAUGUCUUGUGCUUUUCGGUA